AUGGUUGAAUCCACUUUAAUUUAUAGAUAUGAUGCACUUCCAUUGUGUGGAUCGGUAGACGAUGAUAACGAUACCAGCUCGAAAGCAUUGCUAGAACAGAAAAAGAAAUGCAAGAUCCUCAUCAGCAGAAUAACUCCUAAUUCGGAACCACAAGCGACUAUUGAAUCAGGCGAAUUCAACAUUCACUACUUGAUAUCACAAGGGAUUAUAUACUUGUGCAUAUGUAAGAAAUCAUACCCCCGAAAGCUCGCAUUUUCAUACUUGAAUGAGAUAGCACACGAGUUUUACAAUAGCCAUGGUCAAGAGGCCCUAAGCCCUACUGCUAGACCUUUUGGUUUUACCUCCUUUGAUAAUUUUUUGCACAAGACAAAGAAGAUAUAUCAAGAUCAAAGAGCACAAUCCAAUUUAGAUAAAUUGAACGAUGAUCUUGCCGAUGUAAAGAAGGUCAUGACCAAAAACAUUGAAGACUUGUUGUACAGAGGAGAUUCAUUGGACAAGAUGAGUGAUUUGUCCAGUUCUUUGAAACAAGAUUCGCUAAAAUAUAGAAGAAGGGCGCAAAGAAUUAACUUGGAAGCCUUGAUCAAGCAGUACAUUCCAAUCAUAGGAGUGGGACUACUCUUUGUUUUCAUUUGCUAUUACCUAUUGAGAAGAUGA
This is a messenger RNA of Lodderomyces margitis, 654 nucleotides long. It is a transcript of the gene SEC22, whose product is annotated as SNAP receptor. Gene Ontology annotation, biological process: vesicle fusion with Golgi apparatus; endoplasmic reticulum to Golgi vesicle-mediated transport; retrograde vesicle-mediated transport, Golgi to endoplasmic reticulum. Lineage: Eukaryota; Fungi; Ascomycota; Pichiomycetes; Serinales; Debaryomycetaceae. Bases 1 to 654 code for a protein of 217 amino acids. Gene Ontology annotation, molecular function: SNAP receptor activity. Gene Ontology annotation, cellular component: SNARE complex; endoplasmic reticulum-Golgi intermediate compartment; endoplasmic reticulum membrane. The transcript is spliced from 2 exons. The record is from RefSeq and is a predicted model, not a curated record.